This is a messenger RNA of Astyanax mexicanus (Mexican tetra), 3661 nucleotides long. RefSeq names its product putative transmembrane protein INAFM2. The coding region runs from base 697 to 1119 and encodes 140 amino acids. NCBI's taxonomy places the organism in Eukaryota, Metazoa, Chordata, Actinopteri, Characiformes, Acestrorhamphidae. The record is from RefSeq and is a predicted model, not a curated record. The transcript has a single exon.
CUCUUUCUCUCUAUCUCUCCAACACAGCAGUGUGUGUGUGUGUAUGCGUGUGCGCGAGAGCGAGCGCUUCUGUAUAUGUAUGUGUGCUUGUGCGCCCUCGCGCGAGCAAGGGACAUAGACAAGAGAAAGACAGCGAGAGCGAGCGCGAGAGAGAGGCUGGUCGCGCGCUCUUCCCCAGCGCGCAUCUUCUUCUAAUGCGUUAAUGCGUUAUCCUGCGGACGCGCUUCUGUCUGGAUCUCUUUGAUUCUUCUUUUUUAUAUCUAUUCUUCUUCUUCUGGAGGAGCAGAAGAACAUCUGGAUGCUGCUGGUGAUGCUUCUGCUGUUUCUGCUGGAUGCGACCCCUGCCAGAUGUGGUGCGGGGGGCUUCUUCACGGCCCUGACGGAUCUCUGAAGCGCGCGAGAUGGACGAGAACAUGCGAAGAAGGCCCUUGUAGGAAGAAUCUUCCUCUUCUGAAUCCCCCUGCUCAUCUUCAUCUUCUUCAUCACUGUCAUCACCACUACUAUCAUACUCGUCUUCUUUUUCUUCUUCUUCUUCAUCAGCAGCAGCAGCAGCAUCAUAAUCGUAUCCUCAGCAUCAUCAGCAUCACUGUCACCAUCAUCAUCAUCAUCAAUCUAAACCUCCACCUCCACUGAAGCCCAUCCAAAGCAGUCAAGACGGACGGGGUGGUGGAGAACCGCGCCAAGAAGCGGGGCAACAUGCGCGAGCGGGACUUGGCUCCGGGCGCUGACCGGGGCAAGCCGGCCACCUACACCGGGGACAAGAAAGCCAAGAUGGCCGCGAAGACCAACAAGAAGUGGGUGAGGCUGGCCACCGUCUUCGCCUACGUGCUGUCCGUGUCGCUGGCCGCCAUCAUCCUGGCCGUCUACUACAGCCUGAUCUGGAAACCCGCGGCCGCAACGUCCCCGGCGCACCCCGGCACCACCGCGCCCCCGCCGGGGAACGCCACCGGCGCCAACACCACUCUUCCCAACAGCACGAUCCCGUGGGCGCACGAGGCGAACGGCACGAGCGACAGCAGCCUGAACGCCACAUCAAUCGCGUCGAUCAUCGUGCAGGAUGUCGCGGCCAACAACACCAGCAACAACAGCAGCAGCGGCGGUGGUGGUGGAGUAAUCUGAGCCUGGAAUGGAGUUUGGUUGGCUUUGGUUGGUUUGGUGUUCAUCAGACUGACUCCCAUCAUCAGAGACACCAGUUGGAUCCAUCAUACAUCAAGUUUGUGAUGGAUGAUGAUGGAUAAUGCUAGACACCUUUUUAUGACAGCACCGGUGGACUGGACACACCGUUUUGGACGACCCAAUGGACACCAGUGGACACUGUUCAUUUAGACGCACUAUGGUUGAGAACAUUAUGGACUCUGCUAGUAACCAAUGUUGAACUAUUUCAAUUGAACCGUUUGAUUGACCCCCCCAAUGGACAUCAGUGGACAAAGCUUAUCAAGCAGAUUAUCAAGAUUAUCAGCUAUCAUCAUCAUCAAUAGCUAGCGUGUGGGGCUCUCACAUGUGGGGCUUUCACGCUAACUCACGAAACUAAGUGGACUAGGAAGGUUCCAGUGGGUUCCAGGUUGGUUUCAGUUUGGUUCUAGGUGGGUUCCAGAUGUACAUGGGUUUAUUGAGUAGGUACAGUAUGAUGUAGCUAGCUAGUUUGUUGGUGUGUUUCCCAAAGCGGGUCCAUUGGGAUCGUUGCUACUCAACUUAAAGGUUCAAUCCCAUUUCUCUUUUGUACCCCUACCCCUUGUUUUCAAGCGAAUAUACGCUGGUUACAGAUAUACACACUAAAAAAAACAGAGGUAUGAUAUAAGUACUUUCUUGUACUGAAAGGUAUACUUUUCAUAAUUUCACCCACAAAGUUAAUAUUAAUCAGAUGUGUUCCAUUCAUAGUACAGGAAGUACAGAUUUGUACCAUUUAUUCAACCAAAAGGUACACUCGGUAUUCUGUAUCACUGUGCUAAUAAACAAAAUAUAUUUUAAUUAUAUGUUUUUCAUUUGAAAGCCACACAAUUUUGGAACAUCAAGUUCUUGACACAUAUUUAGUUGAUGAUAAUGCUCAUAUUCUUUAUAAUCUUUACUGGUACAAAAAAAACAUGGGUACAAAAAUAGACUUUCACUGAAAGAAAGAGCUUUAUAAAAAGCUUUAUACUCUUAUAUAAGUACAAAACCGUAAUUAUUUUUGGAGCCCGCAAGUUUAACAACCUAGCUGCUGCUGGUUACCUAGUUCACUUUAGGGCUUUUAUCAUUGUCUAUGUCUUAAUUCAUCUGUGAUAAGGAGCUGAAAUUACCUUUUAUUAGCUUUUAUUUGUUCCACCUUAAAUCUUUAAAUUCUACAGCCUCUGCCAUUGCCUAUUGCAUUAUUUAAGGUGGAACAGCAAAGUUACUAAAUUAGCUAGCUAAUGAAGUGAACUACUAGUGAUUGUUUUAAAGAAAAUUGCAAUAAAACAUUGAAAAUACACGUUCAGUUAUGGUGAUAUAGUGGUUAUCAUAAUGUUUACGAAGGAAAAUAGGAACAUGCUCAAAUUUGUGGGUUUCUAUGAUCAAUUGAAGGGUCAUACAGCUCUACCACUGGGGGUAGGGGGAAGUGGUAGGACCAAGGGGUUUGAGAAAUGAGAUUGGGCCGUAUAAUCUGGCAUGGCAUGUAUAGCCCAUGCUGGUUUAACCCCUGCUGGUCCCAUUCAUUGCUGACAUCAUCCUAUUUAUCAUCCUAUAUGAUGGCCCCCUUGUGGAAACCAUGAACAAAAUGUUCUUAUUCCCAGUUGGGCUACCCAUGGGCACCAAUGGAUACCAACUGGACACCAGUGGAAUACAACUGGACACUGAUUGGACACUACCUUGGACACCACAAUGGAAAUUAACUAAUUGGAUCCCAAUAGACGUCACACCUUGAUUCUCUUCCCUCUUCCCUCUAGAUUUGUACUAUAAAUCCAAUGAAGAAUGUAACUUCCUCUCUUUUUUACUGGGUUUGCCUUAAUCGAUCACACAGACAGACUGCACUGGCCGCCACUGGGAGCACUGGGAGAACUGGGAGAACGAGAGCAUGUGGGCCCGUCUGAAGCAUUAAUCUCUCUCCACUUGCAUCAAUCAGUGUGCUUGCGUUAUUCUUACUUAAUAAGCAUUAUUAGCCUCUUAUCCUCUCGCAGAGUUGCAGAGAGAGAAGCGCAUCUAGUAUGGAAUGCAGGCUGAACCUAAUGAACUACUGUUUUUUAUUAUUAUUAGUAGUUUAUUUUAUAUUUUUAGCUUUUUUUUUUUAAAUAAUUUAGGACACAGCCCUCAUUUUUAUUUAAUUUUAUUGUAUUUUUUAAAUGAAAAGAAAAGAGAAAAUGUGAAAGGAAGAGGAGGAGGAGGAGGGUCUGUGUCCCUAAAGCCGUACUAAUUAAUCAGGAGGCCUAUAUCAGAGGAGCCUGCGUUCAGUUCCGCUCAGGUAUGUGCAGAGAUAAUUCGCGCCAAUGUAAAUGCAGAUGUGUAUUUGCUGAUGUACAUAUAAAUAUAUAAAUAUAUAAAUACGAUUAGGGGCGCACGCUCUGGACUUUCUGCAUAGAUACAAACCUUUUUACGAGAAUACUGUAUUCUGAGUACGUAUAUAAAUAUAUAUGUAUAAAUAUAAAUACAUGUAUAUAUCUAAUCUACGAAAUGGCUAAUAAACGCCCUUGUAAGAAAUAAACAAACACAA